AGUCCGGCCCAUCGAGUCUCCUUCUUACACGCGCGGAGACUGCUCCGCUUAGCUUAGUGAACUACACGAGCACUCGGACCGCGUCUGCAGUCGCGGCGAGGGCCCACAUGGCGAGGAGGGCGACGGCAGACGGCAGGAGGGCACGCGGUCUUUCAGAGGCGGGGGGAGGGCCUCAGCCGCCGAAGACGCACGCGCGCGACGACCCGAAGAAGCAAGCGGGCAAGUCCGAUGGCAACCAGGCGAGCGGAGAGGAAGCAUUCAACAUGGAAAAAUUCACGCUCAACAGCGCCCAAGUGAUCAGGGCAAUCUCAGACAGAUUGUGGGUUUUUUGUUCCGGUGGACAAAAGAGACCACUCGGCGACGCAGGCCUGGGCCAGCGCGGAGCAGAUGCAUGCGGAGCGCAGCCAGAACGGGGAGACGGGCCAGGAGAACCCACGCGCGCACUCGGCAGCGGACUUUCUGGUGGCGCUGGACAACAUGCCAGAGCUCCCGCAUCACAUCCAGGCAGACAUGAAGAAGCCUAGCCUCAUCAUAGACUUUAUCGAGUACAACGAGCUGGCGGAUCUAGUCCGCUACGCGAGGGCGCAGAAAUCCCCCCGCGGAGCACGGCCAGCACUAGCGCUGGAAAGUACAUGCGAUGCUGAACCCCAUGGGAGAGAGCCCGUUCAACGUCAAGAUGGAAGCCGAUACAGACAAGAUCUGCCAGGGCAACGAGAAGGAACCGAUCAAGCCCGACCCAAUCAGCAUCCCACAGGUGCGCACGAUGAUCUACGCGUCACUGAAGGCGACACGCGGAGCAGCAAUAGUCGGAGCGCCUCCCCCCGCGGCGCUCGAGAGACAGGUUCAGAAAUUUGCCGGGCAGCGCCAAGGAGCCGCGGCGUGAACAUGGAGGAAUCGUCGUCAGGCGCAGCUGGGCAGUGAGAGCAGCAGAAUUACUUCGGCGCUUGGGCGCCGACUGAUCGCGCGGAGGG
Messenger RNA from Prorocentrum cordatum, 971 nucleotides. The record is from the annotation of a GenBank genome assembly. NCBI's taxonomy places the organism in Eukaryota, Dinophyceae, Prorocentrales, Prorocentraceae.